CCUGUCAGCCUGGUUUCACCGAAGAUGGCGGCACAGACAGAAAGAGGAAUCCCGCUUAGUGCGCGUAAUCCAAACUACCUGCAUUCAAACUCCACCAGUCAUACUUGGCCCUUCAGUGCUUUUGCUGAGCUGAUUGACAAUGCUUAUGACCCAGAUGUCACUGCUAAGCAGUUCUGGAUUGAUAAAACCAUGAUCAACGGCCAGGACUGCCUUACCUUCAUGGAUAAUGGAGCAGGCAUGGACUACGAUAAGAUGUACAAAAUGCUCAGUUUUGGGUUCAGCGAUAAGCAGACGGUGAAUGGCCAUGUCCCUGUAGGCAUCUAUGGUAAUGGUUUUAAGUCGGGCUCCAUGCGCUUAGGGAAGGAUGCCAUCGUAUUCUCAAAGAAUGAAGACAGUAUGUGUGUGGGACUGCUGUCGCAGACCUACCUGGAGCAGAUAAAAGCAGAGCACGUCAUAGUGCCUAUCACCAUGUUCAGAUGCACUGGGAAGACCAAUAUCCUUAUCUAGACAGGGACUGCUUGGCAUGCGGCAAGCCUGCAGGAUAUCCUUCGCUACUCGCUGUUUCAGACUGUGGAUCAGCUGCUGUGUGAGAUUAAAGCCAUCAACAGCCCAAGUUCAACGAACUCCACAGGAACCCGCAUCAUCAUCUGGAACCUCCGCAAGAGUUCAUCGGAACAGUUGGAAUUUGACUUCUCAUCUGAUCGCUAUGAUAUCCGAAUCCCAGCUGAUGUAUAUGAAAGCACCAAGAAGCAGUACAAAAAGCCAGAGCAUGUAAUGCAGUCAGGGCCUGAGAGUGACUACUCACUGCGGGCAUACUGCAGUGUUCUCUACCUGAAACCCAGAAUGCACAUAAUCAUUCGAGGACAGAAGGUGAGAACUGAGCUCAUCUCCAAAAGUCUUGUAUACAUCUUCAAGGACAAGUACAGACCAAAAAUACCAAACAUUCCCAUUUCAAUCACUUUUGGUUACAACACCAAGAGCAAAGAGCAGUAUGGCAUCAUGAUGUAUCACAAAAACCGCCUCAUCAAAGCCUAUGAGCGAGUCGCGUGUCAGCUGAAGGCAAACAACACUGGAGUGGGAGUCAUUGGUGUGAUAGAGUGCAACUUUCUCAAGCCAACUCACAACAAACAAGACUUUGACUACACAGAGGAAUACAGGGAAACCAUGUACAAUCUAAACAUCAAACUUGAAGACUAUUGGAAAGACGUCCAUCAUAGAUUCCAGAAACAAUUAGAAAUCCCUAUACCUGUAGAGGAAAUUCUGAAGCGGCCAGACCAAAACUGGGUGCAGUGUGAUGACUGCCUGCAGUGGAGGAAACUUCCAGAUGGAAUCGAUACUAAAAAACUCCCUGAAAAAUGGUUCUGCCACUUGAACCCUGACCCUCAGUUCAGGAGCUGUGUAGUUCCAGAGCAGCCUGAGGAUUCUGAUCAUGAAGAAGUGUACCAGAAAACAUACAAACAGCAGAAGCAGCCAGACCAAAACUGGGUGCAGUGUGAUAACUGCCUGCAGUGGCGGAAAAUUCCAGAUUGCAUCGAUGCUAAAAAACUCCCUGACAAAUGGUUCUGCCACUUGAACCCUGACCCUCAGUUCUGGAGCUGUGUAGUUCCAGAGCAGCCUGAGGAUUCUGAUCAUGAAGAAGUGUACCAGAAAACAUACAAACAGCAUGACAGAAGUGAGAAAUUGAAGCAGGCACAAAGUAGACAGCAGACCACUUCACCUAGGUCACCCACCCAAGCUACACCCAACUCCAAACCCAACUCCAGCCAUCUCAGACCUGCAGACUCCAGAUUUUCUGAUAACAUGCCAGUCAUCUCCAGUGUGACAUCUCUUUCCACUACUCCUUCAAGAGUGAAGAGAUCCUUGGACCUGAGCGCAAAGACGAGUGUGGAAAAGAGACCCAGGCUGUUAAGUGGCACGACCCCAGGCAGCCCUUCGCCAUCCGCAGCCUCACAAGAGGCCUGUGCUUCACCAUCUGUGUUUAUGUCUGAUGGUACAGAUGCCCAGAAAGGAGCAUCAACUGAUAAUGAUGAUGAUAUUUUUGUCAUUGAGAGUAACAGCACACCUAAGCCCAGUCUGUCAAACUUUGACUUUUCCAUUGUGAAGUCAGAAAGGUGUAAUGAUGACAUUGACAUGGAUACCUCAGUGGCAACGGAGAAUACUGUAGCAGCUACUCUGCCCCCUCCUGGUGGACAAGCCUGUUCCACAACCCAGACAGAGCCAAUGCAAGUCAUGAAACAGGAAGUGGAGCAUUCGGAAGGGAAGGAGGAGGUGGAGAGGGGUACCUGUCAAUCAGAAACAGAACAAGGUCUUCUUCCUCUGGAGAGGAGUACAAAUCAAGAACAGGAGAUAAAGAGCGUAACAAGCUUGGGGAAAGAAAAUGGAGACGUGAAUGAGAGUCACAGUACCAGUGAGGUCACUGACCAGACCCUGGACAGCUGCACAGUGAAGUUGGAGCUACAAGAGGACGAACCAAGAUGUCACCAGAUGUCACAGCUCCUCGAGGCCACCACCCGGGAGCGAGACGAGUACCAGGCACAAGUCCACCUCCUGACCUCCCGGGUGGAGGAGCUCGAGAGCAGCCUCCAGGAACAGACGGAGAAGGCAGGGAAGAAGCAGGAGAGCGAGCAGGAGUAUAAGGCGCUCUACCUGCAGGCACAGGGAGAGAUGGAGCAGUUCCGACAUGAGCUUGAAAAGCUGAAAAGGGAGAAGGCCCAGGCAGGGGUGGUGAAUAAGGGGGAGGGUCAGGAGGGUGGUGCAGGAGAAGGAGCACAAAGUGAUGGAGGUACAGCAGUGCCAGAUGUGGAUGAUGAGCUGGCAUGUCAGGUGGACUUUCUGAUGAGGGAACUGGACCAAAGAACCAAGCAGAAAGAAGAGCUGGAGAACAGGUUGAAAAAUCUAAAGGAUGAGAACAGCUUUUUGCUGACUUGCUGUGAAGGCCUGCAGAAAGAUUUAGAAGAAAUGAAUAGAGACAGAGAAAGAGUGAGAUUAAGUGUAGAAGAUGGAGGGUCUCAGACAGACUUCCCUCAUCACAACCAAGACGAUAACGGAAUGGCUCCAGCAGGACCUUCCAACCCAGGAAGAGCCUCACAGGGUGACCCACAGGGAGGACCAGAGACUGAGAGUGGACAAGGAGACACCACACAGACAUGCAACCUCAAGUUAAGGGAACUCAGGCAGAAUGUUACACAUCUUCUGAUCAAUUUUGUACCUGCUCUGGACCUUCAGCAAGUGAACUUCGAUUGCGAUGUCAUUGAUGAGAUUCUCGCUCAGGUUUUAGAUCUGAUCUCUUCUCCUCUGGCAGCAGGACAGAGCUCCUAAAGCACAGUCUGUGUAUUUAAGUAUAUUGCCUGGCAUUGUGUUCACUAAUAUGCAAUAUGUUAACUAAUAUGCAAUAUUUAAUAUUUAUCUUUUUUUCUAGUUUCCAAAGGUUAUUUCCUAUUGUACUUUAUUGCCAGUGGAGCCUGGUAAUUGGUCGAACUAAAAGAUAUGGUGAGGAAACUACUCAUGAUGUUGAAUUCGGAUUGAACUUGAGUGAAACUAAAUGGAGUGUAAAGAGUAUUGUGAGGCUUGUAUUGACCCAUGUAUUACACACAUUAAAGUAUAUCAGAAUGUAUUAACAUUAGUAAUUUGAUUUGGGCAGUGGUAGCUCAGUGGUUAAGGUUGCUGGUUCAAGCCCCACUAGUGCCAUGUUUCCACUUUUGGGCACCUGAGCAAGACCCUUAACCAUCAAUUACUCAAUCAAUUAAUCAAUUACUUAGUUUAGACAUUUGCAAUAUUCUAAACUGAAGAUCAUAUUUAAUGAUUAGUUCCAUCUGUAAUCAGUUUGUUAUUUUGAAUAUUUUAACAUUCUGUUUCUAAUGCUUGAUCAUUCAAGAUCAUAUUUGAUAUAUUUAUGUUAGGCUACUUUUGUUAUUUAUGUUACUUAUAUGAAAUUACUUAAUUUUGGCACAUUACUCUGUAGUAAAUGAAAACAAAAACAGGAAGUUGAUGACUAAAAAGCAUAGCUUACACAACAUAUUCAAAUAUGAACUUCAUUGUAGGCUACUUAUAGUAGGCAUCUAAUACAAUACUUAUUGUAGGCAUCUAAUGCCACUGCAUUUGUUUAAAGGGAGGCGAUAUGGUUUGUUAUCAUAGGAGAUUGUUGUCAUAGUGCAUCAUUAAUGUAUAUGCCUCAACGCAGUUUUCUAGAAACACUGAUAUUCUAGAAACACUGAAAUGUUAACUUUGAUGAAAUAAGUAAUCUAUCUUCUCUCUGGUUGGAAGUGAUCUGAUUUAGGUAUGUUUGAAAUGCCAUAACAAAAUAAAAAUC
Messenger RNA from Electrophorus electricus (electric eel), 4309 nucleotides. The record is from RefSeq and is a predicted model, not a curated record. Lineage: Eukaryota; Metazoa; Chordata; Actinopteri; Gymnotiformes; Gymnotidae.